Molecule: messenger RNA, 792 nt
Organism: Protopolystoma xenopodis
Lineage: Eukaryota; Metazoa; Platyhelminthes; Monogenea; Polystomatidea; Polystomatidae
Source: the annotation of a GenBank genome assembly
AUGAGCCUUACUGGACCUGAACUGCAUCGCUUGAUCGCACAAGACGAAGGCCAGCUUUCGAUGCUUAAGAUACCUGGUGGAGGUUCGUGGUGCCCCAUCUUGCCUGCCCCUGCAGGCCAGGUCACGAACUCCGUCGGAAGCAUUCGGCCUUCUGCUUCGCGGUCUAGACGCUGUUGCCGCCGUCGAGGCAAACAGAAUCGGGGUUGUAGCCGAAAAAGCGAGCACGCGGACAGCUCUAGCGAUGAUGAGGAUGAGGAUAAUGAUGAGGAUGAAGAGGAUGAGGAACAUGAAGAGUAUGAUGAGGACGGAGGGGAACACAUUGAAGACGAGGUGUGCCACGAGGCAGAGGCUGAUCACCUCCUUGAUGGACCUAUAGAAGCUGGGUCACGGAACCGUCCUUUGCUCGAUGUCGCUAACAACACUGACGCAUCCAAUCUGGCUUUGCCUUGCCGGGGAGCUGCUAGUAUGCUUCGAUCUGGUUCUGUCGGAGCAGCUAGAGAUCGACUUCUAUCAUUGCAGAUGAAUAAGUCUAUUGACCAUACGACAAGUCACACCGAACUUGGUCUUCCGCCUGGUGACUUCACCAUCUCUGCAUGCCCUUUGGCAACCACAGCCGGGGAUCUGCUUGCCUGCGCAGUGGGACUUCCUGGUGCAGUGCCAACGCGACGAAAGAAGCCAAGGCGCAAGAAGUUGAAGAAGAGCCACUUGUUGGGCCAACUUUGCCGACGACUGGGUGAGGCCAACAUUUUAUUAUUCUCUCUCGUAGGAGUGUCACCUAGUGACCUAUUCUAG